Lagopus muta (rock ptarmigan) is the source of this 378-nucleotide messenger RNA. It is a transcript of the gene ARRDC5, whose product is annotated as arrestin domain containing 5. NCBI's taxonomy places the organism in Eukaryota, Metazoa, Chordata, Aves, Galliformes, Phasianidae. The record is from RefSeq and is a predicted model, not a curated record. The transcript has 4 exons. Bases 1 to 378 code for a protein of 125 amino acids.
AUGAAGGAGAAUCCUGACUGCACUGGAGCAAACAGCUGCCUGGAUUCUGGGAUCCACACCUUUGAUUUCCACUUCAGCUUUCCUCCAGAGGUUCCCUCCACAUUCACCAGCAAAGCUGGCUGCAUCUCCUGUUUCAUGCAAGGGAUUUGCUGCAGACACAGCUCUGUGAUCCUUUGCAUCUCCCUGAAGAAAAAUGUAUUUUUCCCUGGUGCAACUAAUGUCUUCACAACAGAUAUUGCCAACAAGACAUGCAAUUACAUUAGAAAGUAUGAGCUGGUAGGAACCUCUAACCUUCCAUGUGCCAUGUCCACCAUCUUUGGCAAGGUGCCUAUCAUCAUAGCAGCCAUACCAGAGCGUUUGUGGAGCAGAGCAUCAUGA